UAAAAAAGCUCUCCCAAACAAUGAGAAAAAUUAUUAUGUGGGACACCGGACGGCGUCCAGAGACCAAUACGCGUCAUGUCACUUUUUUUCUCGAUGUCGCUUUGUAUCGGAUCACGCGGCACGUUCUGAUUGCUCUCCGAACCGUGCACAAAAUAAUUUCUCUAAGGUUCUUAAAUGGAAAAAUUAUUUUGUGCGGAGUUCAAAGAUGAAUCCGGAUGUGUCACAUCACCAACCCUAAAUGAAGCCUUCCUUUGGAACAGCUUCCGUACUGCCAUUUGGCACUGUUGGCGGUGACCGUACCCACACCACCUUGGCCGUCGCGAUCCUUUCCAUUUUGACGGCUAACAGAUCAGCACUACUCUUUAUAUCACCUCCCUUGUCCCCACCUUCCACUUCUCCCGGUUAUCCCAAAGUCCACAAAGCAACCUAAGCUGCCCAAUCACUCUCCAAUGGCUGUGAAGCACCGUCACCGUCCCGUCGCCGGUUUUCAUCUCUUCGUAGUGCUUCUCUUCAUCGGACACUGCGUCGAAGCCCAACCACCGUCGAAUGAAAGCAAUACUAGCAGCAACAACAAUGGUCCGGGGGCGUCGCCCAAUUUUAACCCAUCCAUGGCCAUCAUCAUCGUCGUGCUCGUUACCGCCUUCUUCUUCCUCGGCUUCUUCUCCAUCUACAUCCGUCAGUGCAGCGGCAACGGGAACGACAAUUUCUCCACCGUCUCCAACGCUGUCGCGAUGACCGCCGGCCGCAUCAGGUUUCAGCGAGGGCUUGAUCCCGAGGUUCUCGAGAACUUCCCGACGCUGGUGUAUUCAGAAGUGAAGGAGCACAAAAUCGGAAAGGGCGCGCUCGAGUGUGCAAUCUGCCUCAACGAAUUCGAGGAUGACGAGACCAUCCGCCUCCUCCCCGAGUGCGACCACGUUUUCCAUCAGGAGUGUGUAGACGCCUGGCUCGAAACCCACGUCACUUGCCCUGUUUGCCGCGCUAAUUACACCUUCUAUUCUCCCGAUCGUGCAUCCAGAAUUCCCGCGCGAAACGAUGGGGCAAUGCUUGCGCCGGCGCCUCCGGCAUCAGCUUUACCUCCCGACGCUCCGCCGGCGGAUCAUGUGGUGAUCACGGUGGAUGAUAUGAAUGAGAGGAAAGAGGAGAUGCGAGAGCUCGCGAGGAUCGCGCAAUCAGAUCAAUAG
Dendrobium catenatum is the source of this 1181-nucleotide messenger RNA. RefSeq names its product E3 ubiquitin-protein ligase ATL31-like. The transcript has a single exon. The coding region runs from base 450 to 1181 and encodes 243 amino acids. NCBI's taxonomy places the organism in Eukaryota, Viridiplantae, Streptophyta, Magnoliopsida, Asparagales, Orchidaceae. Gene Ontology annotation, molecular function: zinc ion binding. The record is from RefSeq and is a predicted model, not a curated record.